Molecule: messenger RNA, 1530 nt
Organism: Ctenocephalides felis (cat flea)
Lineage: Eukaryota; Metazoa; Arthropoda; Insecta; Siphonaptera; Pulicidae
Product: suppressor APC domain-containing protein 2-like
Exons: 7
Coding region: 1-1422 (473 amino acids)
Source: RefSeq, a predicted model, not a curated record
AUGCAUUCGACACCCCCGAUUUUGAACCAGGGUUGUACUGGGACAACCGUCGACAGUUUGCCGAAACAAUUUGUGGCUGCUAUGAGGACUUUGUUCGAUAUUAUGGACGACCAGAAAACUGGUUACGUCCAUUUAGCAGACAUAGAACGACGUUGGCGAGAUGACGAAGCUGCUGUCAGCCAAGGUUUACCUCGAGGAGUGAUCGAGAGUCUCCGAAAAGUGACUCCACCGAGUGGCAAAUUGUCCUUUGAAAGAUUUUGUGGAGGCCUCAAAAUCUGUUUGAUACGGAACCAAGCUUUGCAGCAACAGCAAAAAGUUGGAGACCAUACUAAUAGAAAUCAGGACCACCCUAAACAAAGAUCACCUUCUGCUCCUUUGCUGGACAUGAAUGAUCCAAUAAGCAAAUCUCAAUGGCGCGGUAUGCAGUCUCACCACUCCACAUCCGCUUUGAAAAACCCGACUACUUCCGUCAUGGUUCGACCUUUGGAAACGCCGAACACCAUUGCCCAACACAGGGCAUUGAGUUUACCUCAAUUGCAAAUCCAUAACAGACCUGGUGCAGUUGUCCAAACCAAGGUGCAACCUAUCAGGCCGGAGAAGGAUCAGCAGAAACUGGAUAAAGCAGGUAGAGGGGGUAUACGCAACGCUUUACACAAUUGGCAUAAGGGUUUGUUAGUAACUGCAAACAGCCAAAAUAAUUUUGGGUUUGCCAGUGAUGAUAUAUUAGCUAGUAAAGAUCCUUUGAGAAAUAGAGGCCUUGGUGAUGGACAAACAGAUCAACAGACAUCUACCACUGCUGGCUAUUUCAUAAAAAAUACCCAAGAAGGUGGUAGGAAACGAAGAGAACCACGUCGUCACACUUUGCAGAGCGGAAUCGACCAUGCUGCCUUAAGACGCCUUAAGCAAUUGGAGCAGGAACGUUCUUUGCUCUUGAGGGGCCUGGAAGCCGUCGAUGCAGCCAGAGAAUGGUAUAGGGAAAGAGUGGCUGCUGUCCAGGAUGGAAUGCGCUGGUUGGGGAGGGCAGGAGCUAGAGUGGAACAAUGGAGUGAAUCGCAUCAGGAACGAUUGGAGAUGCAGCAGGCUCGUGUGAUGGAAGCAAAUCGGCAUUUAGAAGCUUUAGUUAAAACUUGGGAAAGAGGAGCAGUUCCACUGCACAUGGACUUAGAAUUGACGAAAUCACAGAUUGAAAUGUCACCGCGAGCACAAGAACAACAAAAACUACUUUUGGAAAGGCUGAAACGACAAAAUAGGCAACUCACAGAAGAAGUGAGCAGAAAAAGUGCAGCUGUUACAAGUUUGGAACGAGAAAAAGCAAUGUUACUCAGAGAACUGAUGAUUUUGCAACCAAGAAGAAGUUUUCAAUCCGGACCAAGAAUGAUGACAGCACCUCCUUCAAAUAGUGAGGAAGAAGCUGUUUUUUAAUUCCAGUAGGUGAAGAUAUAAUUGAUGAAGUAAAGUAAAUUAUACAGUUCAUCGCGAGUACUUUGCUUAACUUGGUAAUUAAUCUUAAGCUAAUUUAAAAAAAUUGAU